UGUGCUACCAACCUAUCGGUAACUGUUUCGGUAUUCUACAAGUUUCUGAAACGGAACAAUGAUGUACUGAUUUCUUAUGAAAACCUCAAAUACAGGAAAAAUGGAAGCCCAAAAAAUUACGUAUUAUAACGAGAUAUCUUUAAUGAUGUUUGGGUUUGGAGACAGUCAUAAACCUAAUCCUGAUACUGUUCGAUUGGUGGAGAGUAUCGUUUUGAAACAGUUGAGGACAAUAGUUCAAGAAGCUUUGAAAUAUUCCGAUGGGAAAAACUUGAGGGGUGAAGAGUUAGUAUUUUUAAUGCGCCACAAUAAGCACAAAAUGAUAAGGUUUGUUAAAUAUUUAAUGAAUAAACAAAACAAGUACUUGUUACAAAAAAUGCAAUUGAACAUGUUGGAAGAAAAUCCAGUGCAACUACCGAAAGGAGAUUUAAUGGAAUUCAUUGAACGGAUAGAUGAAACCGGUGAAUUCACUGAUUUAUCAACAUUCGAUGAAAUUGAGCAUGAACGACAAGUACGAGCGGACAGAAUAUCUCAAGCACUCGAUCAAAAGAAGUAUCUAGAGUUCAGUAAAGCACGUUGCGCUUCGUUUAACAGUAGGGAUACCAUACAUAGAAGUUUGGAAAAACUGAGAGCUUGGAUCGAUCCGAAAAAGGAUAUAAAUUUUAACGCAGAUGCGCUAGAUGUGUUGGCGUAUUAUGCAUAUCAAACGGUUGCUGAAAUUACGGAUUAUGCGCUUUUGGUUAGAAUGGACAGUAAAUGUGGUACAGACGCGCUUAAGCAUUUAUCAGGGUCAUAUUACACUGCGACAAUGUUUAAUGGUGAACACCGUUUUGGAGGCGCGAAUCCAGAUUACAGUAAAGUACACAGCAGCCAACCACCAAUAAGUGUUAAUGAAAUAAAGGAAGUUAUGAGGAGGGUACAUACACCACAAGCAGGCAGAUUAAAUUUUGGGGGAAACGUUCCGGAGACACAUUAUUUAUUUGCUUUGUAGUUACAGCAAGCGAUAAUAAAUGAUAUUGUUGUA
This is a messenger RNA of Anoplophora glabripennis (Asian longhorned beetle), 1021 nucleotides long. RefSeq names its product transcription initiation protein SPT3 homolog (gene Spt3). Lineage: Eukaryota; Metazoa; Arthropoda; Insecta; Coleoptera; Cerambycidae. The transcript has a single exon. The record is from RefSeq and is a predicted model, not a curated record. The coding region runs from base 77 to 988 and encodes 303 amino acids. Gene Ontology annotation, biological process: transcription by RNA polymerase II. Gene Ontology annotation, molecular function: transcription coactivator activity; protein heterodimerization activity.